Molecule: messenger RNA, 1296 nt
Organism: Sclerotinia sclerotiorum 1980 UF-70
Lineage: Eukaryota; Fungi; Ascomycota; Leotiomycetes; Helotiales; Sclerotiniaceae
Exons: 1
Coding region: 1-1296 (431 amino acids)
Biological process (GO): mitochondrion organization; phospholipid transport
Cellular component (GO): ERMES complex
Molecular function (GO): lipid binding
Source: RefSeq, a predicted model, not a curated record
AUGUCUAUUGACCUCAAUUGGGAGACAUUGACUACGGGACCUGAUGGGAUUGCGCUCGCAGAAAAGAUUCGAGACUUUGUACAUGCCAAGUUCCAGACCGUGACCUUGCCCCGCUUCAUCAAGGGUGUCAAGGUUCACACUUUCGAUUUUGGUUCGAUUGCUCCAGAAGUUGAACUAAAAGAUAUUUGUGAUCCAUUGCCCGAUUUCUAUGAAGAUCUAGAUGAUGAUGAUGGGGGAAGCGAUGAAGAUGACGAGGGCUCUAAUAGUUGUCAAACAGACGAAGAGAAUGAGGCUGCAAAGACUCUGAGAGAGAGAAGGAAGAUGGAUCGUGUAGAGAGGACAGCUAAUGGUUCAUCAAAUGUAUCGAACCCUCCUUCAUAUACGGAUACACGAUAUCCUGGUUUACGAUCAAUGCAAGCUUCUGGUGACAACGGAAGUCCUUUUCUGGGUGUUAGUACACCUGGUAUUCCAGGUGGAACAUCAAAUCUGAGUUAUUUCCAUUCUCAAUUAGCUAGUGGAUUUUCCGGUACUCAAACCCCACUAGCCGCUGUUGCCGGUGCACACUUGCCCCAAGGAUGGCCGGACCGUCCUAGCCCAUCCCUACAUAUGUCGGCUCUCCGUAAUCAAUCUCAUACAUCUUUAUCCCACACGGCGAGUGAAAGGCCCAUGACCCCUCCACAGAUUGCGGAUCUAAGCCAGCAAUCCAUACGCGAAAAGGCCAGUGCAUCCACUCUUGCUGUCUCCUCUUCGACGACCGGACCCGUAACUCGAGGCGGCGCUACCGAGAAAACGAUCCCAGAAGAACAGACCAGUGAAGGCGAAGAGCCAACUUCACCACCACGAAGAUUUCGAGAGCCAAAACCGGAAGAUCUCCAAACCGUAUUCCGAGUGCGAUACUCCGGAAACAUCAGACUCUCACUCACCGUCGAUAUCUUGCUCGACUAUCCCAUGCCAAGCUUUGUAGGCAUUCCAGUAAGAUUGAAUAUCACGGGACUGUCUUUUGACGGAGUGGCCGUUUUGGCAUACAUCCGCAAGAGAGCUCAUUUCUGUUUUCUAUCGCCUGAAGAUGCUUAUGCUGCUAUUGGCGCAGAUGAGAAAGAGGCAGGUGGCUCUGGUGGUAUGAAAAUGGGGGCUCUUUUGCACGAGAUCAAGGUCGAGAGUGAAAUUGGACAAAGGGAGAAUGGCAAGCAAGUACUCAAGAAUGUAGGUAAGGUAGAAAAGUUUGUCCUUGAGCAAGUCAGACGCAUUUUCGAGGAUGAAUUUGUGUACCCUAGUUUCUGGACAUUUCUGGUAUAA